This is a messenger RNA of Diaporthe batatas, 2641 nucleotides long. RefSeq lists its product as uncharacterized. The transcript has 3 exons. The record is from RefSeq and is a predicted model, not a curated record. Bases 77 to 2209 code for a protein of 710 amino acids. Lineage: Eukaryota; Fungi; Ascomycota; Sordariomycetes; Diaporthales; Diaporthaceae.
CCCGCGUGGUCUUUACGCUUUAAGUAUCAGCGGCUAACACACGAAAUUCCUUGUUGUCAUCACACCCCGAGAAGCUAUGGGUCACGUACAACCAAUAUACCUCUGGUGGUGUUGCUAUUGUGAACAUGGUGGAAUGAAUGCUUCCACCACCCCGGCCUGCGUCAACUGUGGUGUAGUACGUUGUGGAGGCUGCACAGUAGAAGUUUAUAAACUAAGAGGUGGAGGUGGUGGAUCUCGGCGGCGCGCGACAAAAUUGGCAUCUGCCAAAGAAAGGAUUCGUGUUCCAGUCGCGGCUGGAGCCAGCACGGCGAAUUCCAGGCAGCUGGAGAGUAGCAGUCAUACUUCUGCUACCCCAACUACUAGUGGAGCAGCCAAAUCCAGGGAGGACGCUAACCACCCUGGUGUUUUGGAAGCCAGGAACCAAGCCCGCGAGGCCGAGGCCGACACUGUGUCAAACGAGGAUCCACCUGCCGAGCAGGUCUCGGGAAGUUCUGGUGAACGAGGAGUACCACAGUCUUGGGAUCUAAUGAGAGACCUUUUGGACGUCAAAGGAAAAGCGACUUACCAAGAACAAACACCAGCAACCAUAAAAACAGAUGUUUCGGAUUCGGCGAGUGUUGUUAGCACCUUCUCCUCAGCCACAACUCUUGUUGACCCAGGUGCGGUCGCAGCAUUUGCCGAAAGCCUUACUAAGUUCCAGAGUUUGGGAUAUCUCUGGCCACAACUGGUUGAGCGCUGCGAUACAAAGCAAACAUUCAUCCAUGCUGCGAAAGGGCUCCUCAAACGGUACGCGAACGAUCUGACCCUCGUUGGUGGGGAAGGAAAGUCAAUGUCGGACAAGUCAAACAACAAGCUCCGCCUCACCGCUGUGAAAUUUAUUCGCAAAUCACGAACUCACAUCGCACGGAAGAUCUGGGAGGCACAGGCUGAGGAAGGGGUAAAACCGGGCGAAAUAGGACCCGUGGGUCAUCACCUGCACACCGAAAUUCCUUCCAUGGAGCUCGACGAAGACGACUUUGACGACGUGUUGUUCGACACAAUAGAGGAAAUUCUUUUCGACCAAGGCCCAAUUUUCUCCCUGCAAGCGAACAUCAAGGUCCUGAUCAGUCGUUGGAAUCCAAUGGAGACCAGCACCAUCUACCGCUUUUCGAGUUCUAUAAACACGUCUGUCAAGAACACAAUAUCGUCGCUGCGCGAGCCUUUGGUAUCACCUGGCGAUGUUAGAUUGCGAUAUACAUGCAGAUGCGGACGUAAACUGUAUGACGACUUCAAUGAAGCCCAGAUGCAGUCAGGCGCACUCACCAACCUUGGAAAUCUCCUGGCCAGCUACUUCGGCGGACACCCAGUCACCAUUGAACCGGGAGACUUUGAGGAAUCAAAUACACCAGACACCUCCCGUGGUAGUCGCAAUAUGGCAAGUCGAAUGAACCUGUGGGAAUAUUUCCUGAAUCGCCGCCAACGGGAUCCCCGCCUCCCAUGGACAAGACAGAACGCAGGAGACACAGAACUGCGGAUCUGCUCCCGUACAACAGCAAACAGGCAGGACAACCACACCCGUGUUUUGUUAUGCCUUCCCUUCAUGCGGUGGGCAAAGAAGCUGUAUCAAAUCGACACGUGUAAUGUGCGAUCGGAUCAGAGUUUCUUCUUGUCGCUGCGAGAACAAUACUCACUCGCGUGUCGAUCAAGGAGAUGGUCAUCUCUUACGCGGCCUCGUCGGGUUGUUUCGAUGGAGUUUGUCAAGUUCGAGGUUUACAAGAACGAGCUAAUUGACGUACACGACUGCCCGUCUGUGCCAGACCGAGAUGACCAAGACCAGGCAAAGAUGAAUUACACCUACAACCCCCUGCCGGCCGAGCUGAAUCCACCGAUCGGGACCAACCUUCUGAUGCACCUGUACCAAAACCCCACACAUGCCGACGUGGAGCCAUUUAUGUACAGGAAGAUCCCAAAGAAGCUCGGUGAUAGGCUGGCAGCAUGCCCUGACAAGGGCAGCGCCGUUGGGUGGGGGGUGCGAUUCACCGAAGGGGUGGACUGGUCGGUGUUGUUUUGCUAUGGGUGUGUUGGCUUCUUAUUUGCGCUGGUGUUCGCUAUGGCCUGGUCGAUUGCACGUGGUGACAUCCAGAGUGGCUUUGCCGUGGGGAGCUUUAUGGUGGCUUUUGUGAUAUUCUGCCUUGGGAUUGCUCAGACGGAAGUACAACUGGGGAUAUAACCUGCGGACCCCGUCUGAUACGAACUGCAGGCAAGAAGAGCUCCGCUGUGCUGCGCAGAUACACGAAGUAGAGGGGGAAAUCCCUGAUUCAGUUUAUGUCUUUCGUUUGUCUAGUCUAUCAAGUUACUUCCAGAACACCCUCCCCUCCAUCAGCCGCCUCGCCGUCCUGAAAACAGUAGCCUUCUCAAGCUCCCCGUCCCCAUCAUACUCGGCAUCAACACGCAGCGUCCCACUCGCAUGGUGUAUGACCAGCCCGUCCUCCCCAGGCUCACCACUCACGCACUCAGAGACAACACUCCCAGGCAGCUUGGCCGCAGCCGCAAGAGCAAGUGCGACCGUGACGGGGAUCGCCUUGUGCGGCUGGCCCACCGACAUCGCGCGCGCAACAACACUUUCCCCCUUCCCCUUCCCUUCCUCCUCGCAAGGAGAAAC